Messenger RNA from Fonsecaea erecta, 621 nucleotides. RefSeq lists its product as hypothetical. The transcript has a single exon. The record is from RefSeq and is a predicted model, not a curated record. Bases 1 to 621 code for a protein of 206 amino acids. NCBI's taxonomy places the organism in Eukaryota, Fungi, Ascomycota, Eurotiomycetes, Chaetothyriales, Herpotrichiellaceae.
AUGGGAGAUCCACUCUCCGUUACCGCUAGCGUGGCGGGCUUACUGUCUCUCGGCCUGCAGAGUACAGAGUAUCUUUACAAUUACUACACCGUAUGCCGAGAACAACAUCGAGACCUCGCCAAGAUCGCAGAUCAACUCGGCGGCCUUCUCGAAUCCCUCCGAAACAUCGACCAGACCGUGCACACGCGCAGCGGGCGGCCGAACGAGCAGUCGAUCAUACAAAGUAUUGAAAAGUCCAUCACCCAUAGUGAGGACGCCAUCAACGCGCUACAGGGUGAGGUCGACAAGUUCAAAAAGAAACCCACAGAUGAUUGGAGAAAGAAGGCAGUGGUGCUUGGACGACGGGCGGCGUAUCCAUUCAAGAGAAGCACUUUAGAAGAUCUCAGCGACGAUAUCAGUGAUUUCAAGGACAACUUAUCGAUCGCGGUACAGGCGCUUCAGCUGAAAGAGCACCAGAAUACCCAGGACGACAUUGAGGAGGUCAACGCGAUCGUCCGAGAUAUACAGGCACGAAGUAUCCAUAUAGACUUGCGACAAUGGCUGAAGGCACCAGACGCGACUGUCAAUUUAAAUGUCGUAGUCGCCAAACGGUACGCGAGCACGGGGCAGUGGUUAGUCUAA